AUGCGAAAUUCGACUAUAGUGAAGACACAUGAUAUUGACCUCGAUGAUAAUGGUGCUAAUGAUGGAUUCACAUAUGCCGCAUUGAUCACCCUGUCGCGCCGCGACAUGGGCCAGACUCUUCAGCAGGGUGUUAUGUCGUACUCCGGAUGCACGUUAUGUAGUACAAGCAGCCGCCUUCUCCAAGCGAACGCCAUGUCGUUUACCUCCCGCCUUCUAGUCGUGCAUAUCCCGUACUUGUUAUCAUCAUCAUCAUUAUUAUUAACACCAACGCCAGCAGUAGCACCAACCUUCCAGCCUUCCCCUCUCCCCCCUACCUGCCUUAGCUGUCGUAUAUGCCGGAAGCCAGGCUACACAGCUGUACCACGAGGACUGCCAAAACCCUAA
This is a messenger RNA of Volvox carteri f. nagariensis, 384 nucleotides long. RefSeq lists its product as uncharacterized. Bases 1 to 384 code for a protein of 127 amino acids. The transcript is spliced from 4 exons. The record is from RefSeq and is a predicted model, not a curated record. Lineage: Eukaryota; Viridiplantae; Chlorophyta; Chlorophyceae; Chlamydomonadales; Volvocaceae.